Thelazia callipaeda (thelaziosis nematode) is the source of this 1173-nucleotide messenger RNA. The record is from the annotation of a GenBank genome assembly. Lineage: Eukaryota; Metazoa; Nematoda; Chromadorea; Rhabditida; Thelaziidae.
AUGUAUAUGUGGUGCUGGAUUUUGCUCUUCUUUACUUUAAUUUUGUUAAACACGUACGCUGCGCCACCAAAGCGGGAUAUAACAGAAAAUUUGCCAAAUGCGGGAAAACAAUCACAAUGGGAACAGAAAGAGCAAAAAAUGCCAGAUCAGCAGGAGAUAAUAGAGAAAUACAAGAAGUACUUAAGAUAUUUAGAAAUUGCUUAUAAAAUUUUGGACUCAACACCUCACUGGAAAAAGGCAUUAAAAAGUAUGAUGCAAGAAGGAUCUCAGUUAUCUGAACAUUUGGGUUUUAGAAACUGGGAAAACUUAAGCAAAGAAGAACUACAUAAGCUUAUCUUCAAAAUAUUAAUUGAUAUAAGUGAAUUAGAAAAGCAACGAAAAGCAAAUUUUAAAGUUUAUGAAAUGAAGAAAAAGGCAGAAGAAGAACACUUAAUGCAGGCACAAAUGAGCCAAGUGGAGCAUGAAAAAUACAAGCAACAAAAAAAAAUGGAGCAACAACAGCAUAAUAAGCAUGAAAAAUUAAAGCAUCCAGGAAGUCGUGAUCAAUUUGAAGAAGCAUGGGAAGAUAUUGAUAAGUUAGAAAAGAGCUUUUACGAUCCAAAGACAUUUUUCACCUUACAUGAUUUGGAUAACGAUGGAUACUGGAAUUAUAUGGAGUUGAAUACUGUACUUGUUUCAGAAAUCGAAAAACUUUAUAAUUCUUCUAAUCCUGACAAUGACCUUAAUGAGAGGCUUGUUUUACUUGAAGAUUUGUAUCGAAUGCGAGAGCACGUAAUGAAACAAAUGGAUAAAGAUGGUGAUUAUCGCAUUUCACUGUUUGAAUUUCUAGCUGAUGCAGAAGCUCAAGAAGAAAGGCCAAACGAGGGAUGGGAAGAUAUUGGUGAUAAUGAACAGUUUACGGAAGAGGAAUUCGAAAUUUUUAAGAAAGAAUAUGCAAAACAACAAGGAUGGGGUGAAGACGCAUAUUCUGCAUCAACAUCGACGCCUCAAUACUUGUACAGUGGGCAUCAAAAACAAGUAAAUAAAGUGGAUAAUUUGAGUCAUGCUUCUGUCUAUCACUCCAACGACCUACCUUUACAUGCUUCCGACAAGGAUUCUACGCAUGUUACGAUGCAUCAGUCUUUACAACAGCAGCAUCCAAUGCAACAAAUUGAGAAAACAUAUGGUGUGUGA